GUGAAGAUGACGACGAACGCGAGCGAUGAUCGAAUCGCGCGCGGAUUGCUCGGCACCGCGAACGACGACGUCAGCGUCGAUCGGUUGGCGUUUCGCUACGUGUUCGUGCCGUGGGACGAGACGCGCGCUAUGGAGGAGCGCGUGAUGGUCAUCCCGCGCGAACGAGAGAUGGAGUGCUUGCUCGACGCGCUGCGCCUACACUUUCGCGUCGAAGGCGCGAAAGACGGCGCGCACGGACGAGACGAGGCGAAACAAAAGGAAAUACUAAAGGCGCAGCUGGAGAGCCACGGCGACGGCGGCGGCGGCGGCGGCGCGAAGACGCUGUCGGACGAUAUGAUGGCGGCAGCGCUGUCGAUGCAGAUGGCGCAACCCGUGCCUUUAUUGCCCGGGUCGAAAAAAACCGGGUUCGUGCACGUGAACAUGUACGUGGACGAUCGAGGAAUAUCCAAAGGUUUGCCGACCAACGUGCGAGCGAGUCGCAUGAGCGCCGAGGCGGGGUCACCGCAGCAAGUACUCGGUGACGCGUUCAUAGCGCGGAUAUUCGACGACGACGAUCAGUUCAAAAGAUUAGAUUUCACGUUGGACGAGUGCUCGAGCGAUGCGGCGUGGAUAAUGAAGGCCAAGACGUUGGCGGUCGAACGCCAAGAAAACGUCGGCGACAUCGCGCGCACCAUGGCCGAGUUCAAGGCCAAAGGCGCGGUAGACUUAGACGCCGAAGCCGCGCCCAAGGCGCCCUUAGAUCCUUCACAGCGCCCGGGUCCGCACCAGGAUUUCGAAUGGAGUCAAGACGACGAAGAAGUGACUCUUAAGGUUCGCGUACCCGCGCACACCACGAAGGCGGACGUCGCGUGCGUCUUCGGCCCCGGCUCGCAGAAGAUGUCGCUGCAGAUUAAAACGUUGAGCGAGAUCGAGGGCAAGUCUAUGCGCGUCGUUGAUAACGAGGGCGAUGUCGAUCUUUUAUUUCAAGAAAUCAUCCCGGACGAAAGCUCGUGGUCGCUCGUGACAAAUCACGGCGAGCGCGCUUUUGAAGCUUCCCUCGUCAAGAGGCUCGAGUCGGUGCGUUGGUUGUCAUUCCUCCGACGCGGCGGGCCUCCGGAGACGACGUUCUGAUGCGACGACGAUUGAAUAGAAUGAGUGCGAAACGCGCGUCGCGCGUGAACGAUGACGCGUGGGUCGACGCGUGCAACACAAACGUGCAAUACAUGUAA
Molecule: messenger RNA, 1208 nt
Organism: Ostreococcus lucimarinus CCE9901
Lineage: Eukaryota; Viridiplantae; Chlorophyta; Mamiellophyceae; Mamiellales; Bathycoccaceae
Exons: 1
Coding region: 7-1110 (367 amino acids)
Source: RefSeq, a predicted model, not a curated record